Messenger RNA from Carya illinoinensis, 994 nucleotides. Its product is annotated as elongation factor 1-beta 2-like. Gene Ontology annotation, molecular function: translation elongation factor activity; guanyl-nucleotide exchange factor activity. The record is from RefSeq and is a predicted model, not a curated record. Bases 116 to 793 code for a protein of 225 amino acids. The transcript is spliced from 6 exons. Gene Ontology annotation, cellular component: cytosol; eukaryotic translation elongation factor 1 complex. Gene Ontology annotation, biological process: translational elongation. Lineage: Eukaryota; Viridiplantae; Streptophyta; Magnoliopsida; Fagales; Juglandaceae.
GAUCCGUUUUCCUUUGCUCGGUGUUACUGGAGUUCGGCCUCCCUUCUCGCCCUUUUAAGCUUCAAGUCCACUAUCUCCCACUCACUCAAUUCUUCUUAGAUCAAAAUCGAAUUCAAUGGCUAUCACCUUCUCAGAUCUCCACACCGAGUCGGGCCUCAAAUCUCUUGAUGAGUUUCUUUCCGGAAAAUCAUAUAUUUCUGGGGAUGGGAUUACGAGGGAUGACAUAAAGGUAUACGCAGCCGUUUUGGAGAAGCCCGGAAACUCCUUUCCCAAUGCCAGCAAGUGGUACGAUGCUGUUUCGGCUCAGCUUGCUGCCAGCUUCCCUGGCAAAGCUGUUGGGGUGAGAGUGAGUGGCAAGGCCUCUCCAGUUGAAGCUGCUCCUACCGAGGAAGUUAAGGCUGCUCCUGCUGAAGAUGAUGAUGACAUUGACCUCUUUGGUGAUGAAACAGAGGAGGAAAAGAAGGCAGCAGAGGAGAGGGAGGCAGCUAAGAAGGCAUCGUCCAAAAAGAAAGAGAGUGGGAAAUCAUCUGUCCUUAUGGAUGUAAAGCCUUGGGACGAUGAGACUGACAUGAAGAAGCUGGAAGAGGCUGUUCGUAGUAUUGAGAUGCCUGGUCUCUUUUGGGGUGCAUCAAAAUUGGUUCCGGUCGGCUAUGGGAUAAAGAAGCUGCACAUCAUGCUUACAAUUGUGGAUGACCUUGUAUCUGUGGAUGACCUAAUUGAGGAGCGUCUUACGGCGGAACCCUGCAAUGAAUUUAUCCAAAGCUGUGACAUUGUUGCCUUCAACAAAAUCUAAGAUCCUUCUUACCAAGACUGCAGCGGUACCCAAGUCUUUCGGCUAUUUAUUUUUUGGUCAUUUGUCAUCCUCUUUUACUGUUUUAUUUAGCCUUGUGCUUUGGUUGUGGUUUUGUUCUCUAGAAUUGUGAGAUGAACAUUUGAUUCUACUUGUUCAUCCUCUCUACCGAACAAUAUUCUAAUAGAAUCCUUUGUUCGCAUA